CUGGAUCUUGCGUGUUCCUAACACCCCUCUUAUACCUUCACCGAGAGUAUGUCAGACUCCGCUAGAACGUGGUCCAACCAGGAAACAGAUCCAAUCCGCUUGCUUGUACAAACAACACCGGCUUCGCGCCAUAAACAAAUGCUAGCGUUGUCACUAUCUCCCCCAAACGCCGAGCUAAACACUACGGAUGCAAAGCCAAAAGCAGUCCAUGGGGCCUCCGGGUCCCUUGGGUCCCCCUUGUCCAACGCAGCUUCGAACAACAGUACCACCAAACACAACAUGCGAGCCGUCUCGCCCACAAUCUCCAACGCUUCUUUAUCAAAAGAGCCAGUGUCCCGAGGCAACGUCGUCCCAACUUUGCAGAGUGCCCUGUCAAAUAUCCAGUCUGUGGUUAUUAACGAGAUCCAAGACAUGCGCUCUUCCUUCGUAAUUGACGAUUUGGCGUCCUUACCGCCCUCUCAGCUGGUGCUGACGCCGCGGGCGGGAAGAAGUGCCAGAAAAGCGGUAUCCAGAAUGACCCCUAACAACCAUACCUCCCAAACCUACAAGAUUCCCUUAAAUGUGAAUUCCUCGGGUAAGAAGAGAUACCAGAUCACGCCCGUGGCAACAAGGACUCUAAGGAAUAAGGUAGAGAGCAGUGAGGAUGAGUUUGACGAUGAAAUCGACACCACAAUCAGCAGGGCGCGCAGUGCCAAUGUCUCUUUGCGAAAGAAAAAAUCAGGGAAGGAGGAAAGGGCUUCCACGUUGAGCACGUUUUCCAUUGAACAGCGGUUUAAUCCGAGCAAGACAGCCAUGAAUGCGUCUCCCAAGUUUACCAAACAAUUUAAGCCGAGCCAGAUGGUCAUGGAUACGUCACCCAAGCUUAACCUCACCCAAGGGCCACCGAGUGCCAACCCUCCGCGCUCUUACAAGCCGUUUUCGUCAUCCUACUUGCUCGACCAAGCCGAUGAUGACUUGCUAGACCCAGAUUUCCCACAUUCUCAUUUACAAGAAGUGCCCUCGGUCCAUGGUGCCAUAACAGACAGCGACGAGGAUGUGAUUCUUGAUACACCACAGAACACCUCGUUGCAUCCAGCUCAGCCCACUGCUCUGAAGUCGACCCCAAAUUUGGGACACGACACCACGCAGCGGGUCCAAUCCCCUGAUGUUUCGGUUGACGUGCUAUUGAGCAGAAUCAACGAUACCAUCAAUAGCAUCAAGAAAAGAGAAAAGAGCGAUAGGUCCCACAGAGAGUCUCCUCGUCUCUCAACCUUCUCUAUGGAUUCCACGGCCAAUCCUGCUCCGGUUAAUCGAACCCUUACGAGCAAAGACUUCUUGGCAGCAUACCCCGCCGCUAAUAAAUCCAAGGUGGCAUCUUCUCCCCAAAGAAACACGACUGUUCGUGAGGAAAGCGAGCUGGUGAACGAGACGAUUCCCGGAAACAACAAUGCCACCAUCCUCUCCGCUUUGAAUAACCCAACGAGACUGGUGACGUACCCGGUGCUCUCUCCGCCCAGAAUGUUUGCUGGAAGCAAAGGUGAUGGUCCGCCCAACCAGUUUUCUAGAAUCAAGCUCAACACGCCUCAAGCUACACACAUUGAUCCGCAGGGAAUAACCACACAGUCCACUUUGAUCAGACCGAAGCCUAAACUGCAGCACUUGGUUUCUGACAGACCCCUGACCUUCCAAUCGCCCUCUUCUCCGAUUAGGAAUGCUGGAUCGCGUCGGGAGAGCAGCUCCCGCAGCUACGAUAUAUCAAACGCCAAAUUCACCCCUCAGCAGUGGACAAAUUUGCGCAGAUUCAUCGGCCAAGUGAACGACGAAACGAGCGAUAUUAUGACCCCUACGGUGUUUUACAAGGCUAUCAACCACCAUGGCAGGUUGAAGAAUAUCAGUCCCGGUGUCGAUGGUGGUGUGGCCUACGUCGCGGAGGAUCUCUUGGGUAUAGACUACCAACCGAGUAACAUCAACCAGGUGAUCGACCACUUGUAUGAACGUGUGGUAUUCUUACAGAAGUACAGCUCGUUUCAAAAGCGAAAGAGAGACAGUGCCAGUGUGAGUGGGUCAGAAAGAGGUCGCUAUAAACGGAAAAAGGUGUAGGGCUAAUCUCAGGCUAGCUAUUCAUUUACAUAAUGGGAGUAUAUUAGAGG
This is a messenger RNA of Babjeviella inositovora NRRL Y-12698, 2129 nucleotides long. RefSeq lists its product as uncharacterized. The transcript has a single exon. The record is from RefSeq and is a predicted model, not a curated record. NCBI's taxonomy places the organism in Eukaryota, Fungi, Ascomycota, Pichiomycetes, Serinales. The coding region runs from base 49 to 2079 and encodes 676 amino acids.